UCCUCUCCUCUUCUCUCGUAACUAAUACUAUCCAAACAGACCCUUGAGUGAUAGUAGCACCAUACAGUGAGGUCCAAAACUUGAUUGAAAACCAUUUCAAGUUCGUCUAAUAAUUAUAGUAGGUCUCCAUUUCCUUCACUCACCACCUCUCACACACAGUCACACAGUGGAAUAUCCAGAAACCCCUAUAAAAGAAAAGCUCCAUCAAUGGCGUGUUCAAGACCUCUCACCACCGCGUCAAGCCUCUUCCGCCGCCUCCACCGCCUCACCACUCACUCGUUCAGUACAGGCCAUCCCACCAACACAAAUUUCCGAAACUCCUCCGGAGUGGGUGAUGCGAUCGAGGCCAAAAAGAGAAUGAAGCUUGUGAAUGAUAGCUUCUACUGUAUCAGCGUAGACGUGCCUGGUCUGACCAAAAAUGAAUUGAAUAUGUGGUUGGAUGCCAAGAAAGAUAUACGAUACGAAGGAAAGUGCAAGGGCGAAGCCAAGUAUGGUGAUGUGGGAAGGUUGUACAAAGGAACCAUUGAAGGACGUCCAUUAUUGAUCCGUGUCUGUGAUAUGGACCAGCUCAAGGCGGAGCUCAACCAUGGUGUUCUUUAUAUAACUCUGCCACUCAAAGAAGAUGCCAAAAUGCACAUACAGAGGAAACGCGAGAAGUUGGAGAAAGAGAAAGGGCAGCUUUGAUCUUUGAUUUGGGGGUUAGGGUUCUGUGUGUUUGAUUUGGGGGUUAGGGCUUUGUGUGUUUGAUUUUUGGAUAUAUGUUGAAUGGAAGAAUGGUUUUUUGGGUACUAUUUAAGCAACUGAUGAUGAUAAUUUAUAAAAAAUUCACUUAGAAACAAGGAUAUAAUUGAAACAAAUAUAUAA
This is a messenger RNA of Cornus florida, 864 nucleotides long. RefSeq lists its product as uncharacterized. Lineage: Eukaryota; Viridiplantae; Streptophyta; Magnoliopsida; Cornales; Cornaceae. Bases 208 to 684 code for a protein of 158 amino acids. The transcript is spliced from 2 exons. The record is from RefSeq and is a predicted model, not a curated record.